AUGAUUGACAAAGUACUAUUUUGGAAUAUUAGAUUAGUUAAUACUCAACAAUCUUUUGAGAGAUUAACUGAUUUAAAUAGAAGACACCAUUAUGCUUUAAUAGCAUUAAUGGAACCAUUUCAAAGUGCAGAUUCCAUAGAUUCGUAUAAAAGCAGGUUGAGGUAUCAAAAUGCUCAUGUAAAUUAUUCAGGAAAGAUAUGGAUCUUUUGGGCUGAUGAGUGGCAAGGGUUGGUGAUGUCUGAUUCUGAACAACAGGUUACUAUAAAGAUGAAUUUAAUUAGAAGCUUACAUCACAUUCUAGUUUCCAUUGUAUAUGCUAAGUGUGAUGAGAGAGACAGAGAAGAUUUGUGGGAUGCAUUAAAUCAAAUGAUUCCUGAUGAUAAUAUUCCAUGGUUAGUAGGGGGAGAUUUUAAUGUGAUAUUAUCUGAAGAGAAUAAACAAGGUGGAUUACCUGUUACUGUACAGGAAACAAUGGACUUUGCACAGUGGAUUCAGAAUUGUGGUUUGAUAGAUAUAGGUUUUAUUGGUAGCAGAUAUACUUGGUGGAAUGGGAGAACACAGGAAGCUUGUAUUUUUAAAAGGUUGGAUAGGAUGCUUUGUAAUCAAGCUUUCCUUGAUAUAAAACCUAGCUCAAAAGUUCAUCAUUUGAUUAGACAAGGCUCUGACCAUGCUCCACUGCAUCUAAUAUGUGAUGAUGUUUCUCAGUCCAUUAGGAAACCAUUUAAAUUCCUAAAAUUUUGGACUAAAGAUCAUAAGUUCAUGGACACUGUCAGAGAUAAUUGGAAGGCAGAUUUCGUGGGCAAUCCUUUCUAUGUGUAUCAUCAUAAGAUUAAGAAGGUGAAGCAAGGUUUAGUGAAAUGGAGCAGAGACACUUUUGGUGAUAUUUUUCAAUAUAUUGCAACAAUAGAAGAUACUAUCAGUGUUAAAGAAUUACAGUUUGAAUUAGCCCCAACUCCAGGAAACAGGGAGGAACUUCACAAAGCACAAGCAGAACUUAGUAAAUUCCUAUAUUUGGAAGAGGAAAACUAG
Molecule: messenger RNA, 1029 nt
Organism: Lycium ferocissimum
Lineage: Eukaryota; Viridiplantae; Streptophyta; Magnoliopsida; Solanales; Solanaceae
Exons: 1
Coding region: 1-1029 (342 amino acids)
Source: RefSeq, a predicted model, not a curated record